CUGUAGUCCCUGCCUGCAGCUCAGAGACCACGCCAAGGAGACAGCCGCCACCGCUACCGCUGCUGCCGCCGCCACCAAGGAGGAAGAGCAAGGGAAGGAUGUGGGUUUUUGGUUACGGGUCCCUCAUCUGGAAGGUGGACUUCCCCUAUCAGGACAAGGUGGUUGGAUAUAUCUCAGGCUACAGCAGGCGCUUCUGGCAGGGCAGCAUCGACCACCGCGGGGUUCCUGGCAAGCCUGGAAGAGUUGUGACUCUUGUUGAAGAUCCUGCGGGUUGUGUAUGGGGUGUUGCUUACAGACUGCCAGUAGGAAAGGAAGAAGAAGUAAAAGCAUACCUUGACUUCAGAGAGAAAGGAGGCUACAGGACCACAACAGUCAUUUUUUAUCCAAAAGAUUCCACAACAGAACCAUUCACUGUGUUGCUAUAUAUUGGAACAUGUGAUAAUCCUAAUUAUCUUGGUCCUGCACCUCUGGAAGACAUUGCUGAACAAAUUUUUAAUGCAGCUGGUCCAAGUGGAAAAAAUACAGAAUAUCUUUUUGAACUUGCAAAUUCUGUUAGAAGCCUUGUGCCAGAAGAUGCAGAUGAGCAUCUUUUCUCUUUGGAAAAAUUAGUAAAGGAACGUUUAGAAGGAAAACAGAACUUCAAUUGCUUAAAAAGACCUAACUGACUUUUCCAAACAAGCAGAGCUUUUAGUCUUCAGAGAACAGCACAAUGGCAUCAUGAUCUGUAAAUGUGUUUACUUGAAAAUCUUAGUUGUGUUUAAUGUUGUAGUCAAGAUAUCAUCUAAAUUUAUAGUUUAAUUGCAAGUGGCCUGAAACACAUACAUAUUCAAGAUAUUGGGGUAUAGUUAAAGAAAAAAUUUGUUUCAAUAAUAUAAUAAUUUUCCAGCUAUGUGAUAUUAAAUACUUGCUCAUGAGAAGUGAGUUCUUUAGAAAAAUACAAUGAAGGACUCAGUUCAGAACUUGUUUUUAUCUCAA
This is a messenger RNA of Balaenoptera ricei (Rice's whale), 975 nucleotides long. RefSeq names its product ChaC glutathione specific gamma-glutamylcyclotransferase 2 (gene CHAC2). Gene Ontology annotation, molecular function: gamma-glutamylcyclotransferase activity; glutathione specific gamma-glutamylcyclotransferase activity. The record is from RefSeq and is a predicted model, not a curated record. Gene Ontology annotation, biological process: glutathione catabolic process. NCBI's taxonomy places the organism in Eukaryota, Metazoa, Chordata, Mammalia, Artiodactyla, Balaenopteridae. The transcript has 3 exons. Gene Ontology annotation, cellular component: cytoplasm. Bases 99 to 665 code for a protein of 188 amino acids.